Messenger RNA from Mesitornis unicolor (brown roatelo), 1497 nucleotides. It is a transcript of the gene NKPD1, whose product is annotated as NTPase, KAP family P-loop domain containing 1. Lineage: Eukaryota; Metazoa; Chordata; Aves; Mesitornithiformes; Mesitornithidae. The coding region runs from base 127 to 1497 and encodes 456 amino acids. The record is from RefSeq and is a predicted model, not a curated record. The transcript is spliced from 3 exons.
GAGGACGACAUCUACUGCCGCUGCCUGUCCAGGACCCUGUGCCACACGGCCACCCCCGUCACCGUCGGCUUCUACGCCCCCUGCGGCCACCGCCUCUUCUCGCUGCUCGACAGGGUCACCGCCUUCAUGCGCGAGGAGAUGUCCCGCCGCCAGGAGGCCGAGCUGCGCCGCAGCCACCAAAAACCCCGCAGCCCCGAAGGGUGGGGGCUGCUGCUGGCCCUGUGGUACCUGGCUUUUUACAAACCCAUCAUCACCGAGAGCCACCUGAGGAGGAAGAACAUCAGCUUCAUCUUCAUCCGCUUCAGCGCCUGGCAAUACGCCGGCUGUGACAAGCUGUGGGCCGGCCUGGUCACCACCCUGUGCGACAGCGUCCGCCAGCAUUUUCGGGCCCUGCCCCUCAGCGUCUACCACGUGGUGGGGACCAGGCCCCGCUUCGCCUCGGGUUUCAGCCAAAAAGAGUGGGUCCUCAAAAAGGGAACCUGCUUCAAGCUGCUGGGGCUCCUCUUCGUCCUCGCCGUCGGCAUCGCCAUCCUCUUGGUGGCCCUUUUGGUGCCGGGGAUUAAGGACCACGGUGCUUUGAAGGCGCUGGGGGGGGUCAUCGCCUCCAUCUCCGGCUCCAGGUUGGUUUUGGGGUUCGUCUCGGUCCUGAAAAACCUCCUGGUGAGCGAGAAGAAGAAGAUCGAGCACUUGACCAACAGCGACAAAUUCGCCAGCCAGUUGGGCUUCAUGAGCAAAGUCCGCAACGAGGUGGAGGCCCUGGUGGAUUUCCUGACCUUCAUGGAGAUCUUCGAGCGGCGCCGGCUCCGCGUGGUGCUGGAGAUCACCAGUUUGGACAUCUGCUUCCCGGAGAAGGUGGCGGGGGUCCUGAAUGCCAUGAACACCCUCUUAUCCGACGCCAACACCCCCUUCAUCUUCAUCCUGGCCGUGGACCCCAGCGUCAUCGUCCCCUGCUUGGAGCAGACGGGGUGCAUGAAGGGGCUGGCGGACAACGGGUACCUGUACCUCAACCGCACCGUCACGCUGCCCUUCUCCAUCCCCGAAAUGGGCGCCCGCUCCCGCCUGCGCUGCCUGGAGGCCGCCGUGCAGACGCGGGAGGACCUCAUGUACCGCAUCAUCACCACCAACAUCGAGCGGCGCCGGGCCAAGUGUCACCAAGCGGCGGCGUGCGUGGAGGACGCGUGCCAACGGCAGCCGGAGCCCGAAUUUGGGGACAGGAGCUUGUGGAGCAUCUUCCAGGACAACGUCGGCGAGUUGAGCGGCCUCCGGCAAUCCCUGCACAACGCCCUGAGCCUGGACGGGGACCCCGAGCUCUUCCAGGACUUUUUGGCCACCGAUUUCCCCUUCACGGCUACGGAGGCUCGGGCUUUUUUGGGGGUCACCGUCAACCUGGACCACUCCAUCCGCCACAAGAUGGGGCUCCUGCGCGGCCUCGAUCGCCUCCAGAGGGCGGCCGCCCCCGCGGUGACGCGCGGCGUGCAGUGUCCCCAAGCCGAGUGA